Messenger RNA from Mollisia scopiformis, 390 nucleotides. RefSeq lists its product as uncharacterized. The coding region runs from base 1 to 390 and encodes 129 amino acids. Gene Ontology annotation, molecular function: protein-disulfide reductase [NAD(P)H] activity. Gene Ontology annotation, cellular component: cytosol. The transcript is spliced from 3 exons. The record is from RefSeq and is a predicted model, not a curated record. Lineage: Eukaryota; Fungi; Ascomycota; Leotiomycetes; Helotiales; Mollisiaceae.
AUGCCCCUCACAGUCACCAACGAAGCCCCAGCCGCUGUUGCAGCAUGGCUAAAGUCCACCGCGACACCCACCAAAUCAUCGUUUCUCGUGGUCUACGCCUCACUGACGAACGGAAGAUCAUGGUGUGGCGACUGUCGUGAAGCAGAAUCAUUCGUCAACUCAAAAUUCGCUAGUGGAGCCGAGGAGGUGAAAGUUGCAUACGCUGGACAGAGAGAUGAGUGGAGAAAUAGUGACAAUCCUUGGAGACAAGCACCAUUUUCUGUGACGAAUCUGCCUACACUGAUCAAGGUCACUGGUGACGGGGCCUUUGAGAAACUCGUCGAAGGAGAUGUCUAUAGUCAGAAGAAGCUCGAUUCUUUCGUCGGAGAUCCGACUAAGCCACUUUUAUAA